Messenger RNA from Syzygium oleosum, 465 nucleotides. RefSeq names its product stigma-specific STIG1-like protein 3. The coding region runs from base 1 to 465 and encodes 154 amino acids. The transcript has a single exon. NCBI's taxonomy places the organism in Eukaryota, Viridiplantae, Streptophyta, Magnoliopsida, Myrtales, Myrtaceae. The record is from RefSeq and is a predicted model, not a curated record.
AUGAAGUCCCGCAACAUCUUAUCCAUUUUCAUCUUAUCGAUAGUGGCUAUUACCCUCGUUACUGAUGCAUUGUCGCAUGAGAAGACGGACUAUGAUCCAGAUUACGACGAAGUGCUCAGGGAGUUUGAGUAUGAGCCAAAUGCCGAGCUCUCACAUCGCCUUGCCUUAUCCUUUGCCCCAAGCCGGUUCCUUUCGCAGAAAAGGAAGCGCACGCAUCACUUGACUUGCAACAAGUUUCCUAGGAUAUGCCGCGCAAAGGGAAGUCCCGAUUGCAAGAAGAAGUGCGUCAAUCUGCUGGCCGACCGGCUUAACUGCGGGAUGUGCGGGAAGAAGUGCAAGUACAAUGAGAUUUGUUGCAAAGGGAUGUGUGUGAAUCUAUCGUUCAAUUGGAAGCAUUGCGGGGGUUGUAACAAUAGGUGCAAUAAGGGCGACUUUUGUCUAUUGGGGCUCUGCAAUUAUGUUUAG